UAAUUGUAAACCAUCCGAUCAUAUCUACGGUCCACCCCCUACCUUUAUUUCCACUCUUUCUUCCCUCCGUCAAAUUCUCAAGCACUUGUUACUGAAGCUUCAAUUUCACAUGAAACCUUUUACAGCAUGUAACAUCAAUGAUUGAUAUUACAGUUACCACUGGAUGUAACUGCAGGCUACAAAUUCCGCCAAUGGAGCCUUCACUCUCACACGGAACCGUUCGCCGGAGUACAUUUUCCGAUAUUACGACUUCCGGCACCGGUAAGAGAAGAAGACUUGAUCGACAAGAUGAGUAUAAUCAUUUUCAGCUUCAGUAUCAGUAUCAACGUGACGUUGACGUGAAUUUAUUGGAGAAUGUAGCUUCAUCGUUUAUGUGCUCUGUAAAUGACGAUUUGAUCACAGAUCUGAAGGCUGAGUAUGUUACCGAAACCGAAUUGCAACAGCAACAUGAUGCUGACGUGAAUUUGUUAGAGAAUGUAGCUUCAGUAUCUGUUACCUCUGAUCAUGCUAAUUCGUCGUUUACAUGCUCUGUAAAUGACGGUUCGAACUCAGAUCUGAAGGCUGAGUGUGUUUCCGGAACUGAAUCGUUCAUGUCCGUUCCUGACGGUUUCAGUAGAAAUACAAGCGCAUCAAGUGUAAUUUGUUUAGAAACAGAAGAAACUGAAUCGGUAUCAACGUCUAAAUCUAAUAAUAAUAAGAAGAAGAAAACGACGCCGGCGACGGGGACGGUGACAGUGGCGGUUGCAGAGGAUGAGGCAACGUCUCGCCGCAAACCACCUGCACCGGCGGCGAUAAUGCCGUGUGCGGCGGAGAUCGAAGAAUUCUUCUCCAAGGCAGAAAAGUACGAACAAAAACGAUUCGUUGAAAAGUACAACUAUGACAUCGUGAAAGACGUUCCAAUGGAAGGAAGAUACCAAUGGAUUGAGUUAAAACCCUAAUUACACACGUUAAAUUCUGCUUAAUUAGUUAAUUACGCUACUAAUUUCGAACUAUAUGUAACUAAUUUCCUUUUUUCGCUUGGUUAGAAAUUAGAAGUUUCUUUUCUGCAAGACAUAACAUAUGAUUUUACAGUUGCUUCU
Molecule: messenger RNA, 1079 nt
Organism: Helianthus annuus (common sunflower)
Lineage: Eukaryota; Viridiplantae; Streptophyta; Magnoliopsida; Asterales; Asteraceae
Product: cyclin-dependent kinase inhibitor 7
Exons: 5
Coding region: 138-938 (266 amino acids)
Biological process (GO): negative regulation of cyclin-dependent protein serine/threonine kinase activity
Cellular component (GO): nucleus
Molecular function (GO): cyclin-dependent protein serine/threonine kinase inhibitor activity
Source: RefSeq, a predicted model, not a curated record